UCAGGUCUUCUCGAGCAAGCAAGCAAAGUGUGAAUAUCAUGGCGUCGAUUUCGGCAACACUACUCUUAAAUUCUACAUCCCUUUCACCUCUGAGCUUCCCGAGAUUCUCGGGAUUUUCUUCUCCGUCUCCGUUCGCUAGAUCCCACCGAUUAACACAUCGUAAUCUGGAAUCCUCUUCUAACGGAACUCUAAGCAGAGCCGACGGUGGUGCUAUGUCGGCGGCGACAUCGAUGCAAGGAGCGGUGACGGAGGCGAUGAGACUGAUCCAGACGGCGUCUCCCACGUGGAAAUCCGCCGUGGCUAACAAUCUGUUGAUAUUCGUUCUCGGGUCGCCGCUUCUCGUCACCGGAUUGUCAGCUUCCGGGAUCGCCGCGGCGUUCUUGCUCGGAACUUUGACUUGGAGGGCUUAUGGCUCUGCUGGGUUCCUCUUAGUCGCUGCUUACUUCGUCAUUGGAACAGCGGCAACAAAGGUUAAGAUGUCCGAGAAGGAAGCGGAAGGCGUGGCUGAGAAGAAGAAAGGUAGAAGAGGACCGCGCAGCGUGAUUGGUUCAAGUGCUGCUGGUUGUGUCUGUGCUUUUCUUUCGAUAUAUCAAGUGGGAGGAUCAGCUUUUUCUCAGCUUUUCCGCCUUGGUUUCGUUUCCAGCUUCUGCACUAAAGUCUCCGACACCGUCUCGAGCGAGAUAGGGAAAGCUUAUGGAAAAACUACGUAUUUAGCCACAACAUUUAAGAUAGUGCCAAGAGGAACGGAGGGAGCUAUGAGUGUUGAAGGAACAUUGGCUGGGCUUCUAGCAUCAUUUUUUCUUGCCUCUGUUGGCUGUUUCCUGGGUCAGAUAACUCCACCAGAAGCAGCUGUAUGUGUACUAGCUUCCCAGAUUGCCAACCUUGGAGAAAGCAUUAUAGGCGCAUCUUUUCAAGACAAAGAAGGAUUCAAAUGGCUAAACAAUGAUGUAGUGAACGUGAUCAACAUAAGCUUGGGAAGCAUUGUGGCGAUAUUGAUGCAGCAGUUUAUACUCCAGAACUGGGUCAAGUAAAACCUGUCAUAGUGGUCUCAUGGGAGUCUCAAUGAGGUUAAGAUUAUUAGAUGUGAACAGUCGCAUGUAAAUACAUUAUGCUAUGUAACAAUUAGUCCCACAACAUGUUGAACUCUAUUCGCCUUUGAUAUAUUAUCUAGUAGAUGAAAAGGAGGCUCAAAAUCUCUCUUGAUCA
This is a messenger RNA of Raphanus sativus (radish), 1206 nucleotides long. RefSeq names its product protein VTE6, chloroplastic. The record is from RefSeq and is a predicted model, not a curated record. Bases 39 to 1031 code for a protein of 330 amino acids. The transcript has 5 exons. Gene Ontology annotation, cellular component: chloroplast inner membrane. Lineage: Eukaryota; Viridiplantae; Streptophyta; Magnoliopsida; Brassicales; Brassicaceae.